Molecule: messenger RNA, 453 nt
Organism: Acanthosepion pharaonis
Lineage: Eukaryota; Metazoa; Mollusca; Cephalopoda; Sepiida; Sepiidae
Source: the annotation of a GenBank genome assembly
AUGAUUAAAAUGUCAGUGAAAGCACGACGUUCAAUUUUAACACGUAGUUCACAAAGAUUUGCUAGUCCACCAUGUUGUUUGGAUAAAACAGAACCCCCAACUUUACGACAAGUCAUCCAUACAGUGCAAGACAGAAAUCUGUCAAACAAGACAGUCUGCACUUGUCCUCCUAACAAGAAGGUUUCCCUAGAAGACAGAGAAUACUUAAAGGACCAGAGGGAAAAAAACAGGGCCAAAAGGUCGUUAUCAACUGGGACCUAUCGACAAAGCCAAUGCCUUUCUGCUGGACCUAAAACAUAUGGAUCUUCUUUACCCAAAGAGAUACGGAAGUCGAUUAUCUACCCCCUCUUUCUUCUCUUCUUUCUUGUUCUUUUUUCUUCUUUUUCUUCACAUUUUUUUCUUCUUCUUCUUCUUCUUCUUCUUCUUCUUCUUCUUCUUCUCAAUCAUCAUUGA